Molecule: messenger RNA, 1946 nt
Organism: Colletotrichum destructivum
Lineage: Eukaryota; Fungi; Ascomycota; Sordariomycetes; Glomerellales; Glomerellaceae
Exons: 2
Coding region: 161-1552 (463 amino acids)
Biological process (GO): regulation of exit from mitosis; maintenance of rDNA
Source: RefSeq, a predicted model, not a curated record
CUUUGUAAACAAUUUCGCCCAGCAACGACAACGACCACCUCGACCACGGCCGACUCAACAUCCAUCUCGGACCUACCGACGAUCGCCCUGACGCCGUCACGGCCUUCCCAGUUUCAUCUGCCCGACACGACGUCGAUGAGAAGAGUCGCAAAUUGACAAGAUGCCGCGUCUCGUGCGAAAGAAGCCGCUCUCUGAGCGCCUGAGAGCCAUACUCAAUCCGAUGGACUUUUUGCUCUGGCUGUCGGAAGAACUCGAGACGAGAGACUGGGAUUCGAAGGCUCUGGGCACUCAACUUGGACUUGGCUUCAAUUUCGCCUUCCUUCUUGCCAGGGCUAACUGCGUGGCGACGGAGGCAGAUGAUGAUGUGUUCAGCGAUGGAAAUUCUGGCAACAUCAUCACAUUCAUCGUGCGGCCACUCGUUUGGAUCCUUGGUAUCCUCUCCUUCGUCAAUGCCUUUUACGCCAUGACGCGAACGAGACAGUACCGAUUGUUCCAGGUCAACGUCGAAGACAAACCUCACACCCCUUCCGCCCAACGAGUCAAGGCCAGGUCCGACCCGGCUGCCUCGUCCCCUCUGCGACUGUUGAACAGUCUUCUAGUGCCCGAGACGGCCGAGUCGCGGGCUCAUCCCGAUAGGACACACGACGUGUGGGAGCUGAGCAUCUGGGACCCCCUUCCGGUUUCCCUGCAACUGUUCUGUCUGUUCAGCCCCGGUCACGUCCUCGUCUACAUGAUGUUCCUGCCGUUGAUUCCCUUGGACCCUCGGCCCAGCGUUACCAUCUUUAACUGCGUCAUCCUGCAGCUCAUUCUCACCGCCCAGUUGACGCUAGUCCAGACCCGCUACGCCCAGCAGAUCAAGGAUACGGCCAUCAUCCACAAGGAGGUGCUUCACGAGUAUGAUACAAAGUUUGUACGCCCGCGCCUUCACCCAGUUGUUCGCGAUGUUGGUACGCAGUGCUCCCCUGAGGAGGCCGAGGAUGAAGAGUCCUUCGUCGAGCUGGGGACCCCUACAACCGUCAUCAAGAAGGAGUUCGUCGUUACGCCCAACCCCCAUGUGAAGCAGGAGGAGCCAGCCUACACUCCUCCAAUCAGCAGCUUCGCGUCUCGUCUUUUUACGCCGACCUCGGGCCGGAGAUCCGAGUCCUUUACCCCCGUACCCAGCACUCGAUCAAUUCGUCAGAGUCUUCCUCCUGCUCCGGCCUAUCAGUCUGCUUCAACCUCGACCAGCAACGCCGCGGCGAGUACGGGAUCGACGAACUUUGGCGGUAGCCUGGGUGUGUUUAGCCAUGCGAACUCGCCGCUCAAGAAGACGACUAGCCUUAAUGAGAUGAACCAAGGCUUCAUGUCCCCCCGGAACUCGAGGGAGAUGGCCGCCCUCGAACAGCGCCGUGGUGGCAGCCCACUCAAGCAAACGGAGACUAGGAGAUCUACCGGUUCAGACGCGCUGGACAUCACAAGUGCACCCAACUACAACCCCUUUGCUAGCGCAAAGAGGAACAGAGCUGUGCAACAGCAGGAACGAUACCCCUCAAGAUUGUCUGGUUUUCGCUAGGAAUAGGGCAAAAUGCAUAGCAUCAUUGGGUGGGGUGAAAUUGCUAUGGCGAACUUUUGCUUGUUAACCCAAGGUUCUUUACAACAGCAUAUGAUGGCGUUAGGCUGAUUUAGGCGGAUGGUCAACUCUGGGCAGGCGUUUUUCUUUGUCGCCGCAAUAAGACAAAGCUCAAACAGCGUUCUUUUCACAAUUGGUUUUAACCUGGCCCACGUGACCAGUGAGUGAUGUGCUUUUGCAUUGGGGUGUUCUUAAACUCUGGUCUUCGUCUUCUCUUCUGGGCUAUUCACUUCUUCAUCCAGACGCAGGCCAUUGAGCAUGCAAAGGCAGUCAUCUGCUCUAACGUCUGACGGAAGGUUGGUUAACAAGGAUAUACGUGAUGAAAAUCAGUUGAAAC